AUGUCGAGUAGUUCUUCAGAGAAGAGGGUGAUGGUGUUAGCCAUGGAUCAAACAGAGAAUAGCCAGUAUGCACUGGAGUGGUCUCUUGACCAUUUCUUCACCCCAUUUGGCUCAGAUGCUCCUUUCGAUCUUGUUAUUGUCUAUGCAAAACCCUUUCCUUCCGUUCCUAUUGGUACCGUGGCAGGACCUACUCCUGCAGUGGCCAUAGGGCCUGAAAUUUUCCCUGCCGUAGAUUUGGAGCUCAAAUUGGUCGCUGAUCAAGUUACAGAAAAAGCUAAGCAAAUUUGCACUAGUAAAUCGGUUCACGGAGCUUUGGUGGAAAUUGUUGAGGGUGAUGCUAGGAAUGUGUUGUGUGAUGCUGUUGAUAGGCACCGUGCAUCCCUGUUGGUUUUAGGUAGUCGUGGUUAUGGAGCUAUCAAAAGAGUUGUUCUAGGAAGUGUGAGUGACCACUGCACUCAUCAUGCUCACUGUUCGGUGAUGAUCGUGAAGAAGCCCAAGUCAAAAAAAUAAGCACGCUCCCCUGCUGUGCUAGCUUUUCUAUCAUAGUUAAUUAAUAAUAAUCCCUAUUAGACCCUAAAAAUGUCCAUUUAUAUAUAAAAACAUGUGUACUUUUAUAUUUGAAUUUGAUAAUAUAACUACGUCCUAU
Arachis duranensis is the source of this 646-nucleotide messenger RNA. RefSeq names its product universal stress protein PHOS34. The transcript has 4 exons. Bases 1 to 510 code for a protein of 169 amino acids. NCBI's taxonomy places the organism in Eukaryota, Viridiplantae, Streptophyta, Magnoliopsida, Fabales, Fabaceae. The record is from RefSeq and is a predicted model, not a curated record.